Molecule: messenger RNA, 1090 nt
Organism: Asterias rubens (European starfish)
Lineage: Eukaryota; Metazoa; Echinodermata; Asteroidea; Forcipulatida; Asteriidae
Exons: 1
Coding region: 71-1090 (339 amino acids)
Source: RefSeq, a predicted model, not a curated record
UCCGGACCUACGUGACUGUGUGAUUUGAUUUUUGGGCGGAAAAAUUCAGAAGAGAGACAGUUAUUUCAGGAUGAUGAACACUGGGGAGAAUGUGAGAAGUCUGGUCGCCGAUGUAGGGGUCAAACUAGUGUGCCUCUUAGUCCUGGCUGGUCAGUCAGCCUUUCUUGACCACAUCCUUAUCCACUACGGAGAGGGAACCGGGUUUCGGCGUGGCUUCGAAUGGAUCAUCAUCGACGCAAUAGUUUUGUUAUUCUGGAUCGCAGCAUUUGUGGUGUCCAGACGGCAAGCUGGUCACCCGGUGUACCCGCUGCCAAAAACAAAGAAAGAUUUCUUCUACGAGUUCCCAUUUGCCUACGCCUGUUGGCUCAUCUAUGCCUGCGUCUUCGUUGCCAAAAUCAUCCGUAUUAUUCACAACAUUGAUCUCACCGGUGUGCACGAAGGAUUAUUUAGCCCUAUCGUUCUAAAGAUAGCGGUAUCGCUGUCCGCCAUUUUGUUUCUCUUGCUCACGCACAGCCACCAUGAAGACGUGAAGAAAGAGGAAUAUAGACUUCAAGUUCAGAAGCUUGGCACUAUGGCUGGGUUGGCUUUGCUGGACAGCGCCGACCUACUGGACAUGGUUGUGAGCGGGGAUGAGCAACAUAUCCUACCGUACCACGUUCGCUCUGCUGUGGUCGCCUUCGGGUGUAUCUGCUUCAUCUUACCGUCCAUUCCGCUCUUCGCACUCCGGGUCCUCGCCUCGAAGCAACCGCGCUUCCCGAGCCAACCUCGCCCCAAGCCAAAGAAGAAGAAGAAAGACCGAAACCGGGGCGAGCGGGAGGAGCCACCCGAAGAAGAGAGCCACUGGGAGGGGGCUUUCCUCCUCAAGUCGGUACUCUAUCUCCUACUCGUGGACAUUCCUUUCUUCGCCAUCCGAUUCAACCUGUGGUUGCAACAGGGAAUGACGGCGUCCGUUUUUCUAACAAAGAACCUUUUUAUGGUGGUCCGAGCGGCACUGGAUCUGGUCAAUGAGAUGCCGCAAUGCAUGAAGCCAGUGGAGAAACGGGACAGACCACUUCUUGAACUAGGCAUGGUGGUUCGAAUCAACAAGUAA